UGCUAGCAACCAAUCCCAAAAUAUACAGGAUCAUCGAGCAUGCCCCAUACAUGAAAAAAACAUCUCAACACCAACCUCUCCUCCCGAGUCCCGGCCCCGUCGCCGCCGCCGCUCCCUCCCGAUCCCGCCGUCGCACCUGCCGCCGGCGUCGACCCCGCUACUAGUACUCCCGAAAGCUACAUGAACUAGCCUUCUCUUUUCGCCUCGUCCUUCUGGUCUUCUCUUCGUCCUCCUCCCCGAGCAGCCAGUUCCUUCUCCCAUCUCCUACCGAGAAGCCCUAAUCCUACAGCUAAGGGGCGAGGAGGCCAUGAGGGGGAAGAAACCGGUAAAGGAGCUCAAGCUCUCCGUGCCGGCGCAGGAGACUCCCGUCGACAAGUUCCUGACGGCGAGUGGUACGUUCAAGGAUGGUGAACUACGGCUUAAUCAAAGAGGCUUGCGGCUUAUCUCCGAGGAAAAUGGAAAUGGAAAUGGAAAUGAAAAUCAAUCAAUAAACCUGAAGGUGGAAGAUGUGCAGUUAUCAAUGGAUGAUCUUGAGAUGAUUCAAGUCAUUGGUAAAGGAAGUGGUGGUGUGGUCCAGCUAGUGCAGCACAAGUGGGUGGGGACAUUGUAUGCCUUGAAGGGUAUUCAAAUGAACAUUCAGGAGGCAGUGCGCAAACAAAUAGUACAAGAGCUCAAAAUAAAUCAAGCAACACAGAGCCCACGUAUAGUUAUGUGCCAUCAAUCUUUUUACCACAAUGGUGUCAUAUAUCUUGUUCUUGAGUACAUGGAUCGUGGAUCUCUUACGGACAUCAUUAAGCAAGUGAAGACAAUUCUGGAGCCAUACCUUGCGGUACUUUGCAAGCAGGUCUUGGAGGGUUUAUUAUACCUUCAUCAUGAAAGGCAUGUGAUUCACAGGGAUAUAAAGCCAUCUAACUUGUUAGUUAACCGUAAAGGUGAAGUAAAGAUUACUGAUUUUGGGGUCAGUGCAGUGCUAGCAAGUUCGAUGGGUCAGCGAGAUACGUUUGUUGGAACCUACAACUAUAUGGCGCCUGAGAGGAUUAGUGGAAGCUCUUAUGACUACAAGAGUGACAUAUGGAGUUUAGGCUUAGUAAUACUUGAGUGUGCCAUCGGCAGGUUCCCCUAUAUACCUUCAGAAGGAGAAGGUUGGUUAAACUUCUAUGAACUACUGGAAGCAAUUGUUGAUCAGCCACCACCUUCUGCACCUGCAGACCAGUUCUCUCCAGAAUUCUGCUCAUUCAUCUCCUCUUGCAUACAAAAGGAUCCAGCAGAGAGGCUGUCUGCGUCAGAACUCUUGAAUCACCCUUUUAUCAAGAAAUUUGAGGAUAAAGAUUUAGACCUGCGAAUUCUUGUCGAGAGUCUGGAACCUCCAAUGAAUAUACCCGAGUAGCCUGUCGCUAGGAGGGAUGAGGGAGGCUUUUGUUAGAUAUCAGUACAGGGUUCUCCCGAACUGCAAAACGACCUCCCUACAUGUGAAGCUGUGUGUAUGUUAUUGAACAUGCCAGAAAACACCCCCAUCGUCAUUGUAAGACCAAAGGCCCAUUCGUUAUGUUUCUUAAUAAAAUCCUUCUUGUGGCUA
Molecule: messenger RNA, 1576 nt
Organism: Phragmites australis (common reed)
Lineage: Eukaryota; Viridiplantae; Streptophyta; Magnoliopsida; Poales; Poaceae
Product: mitogen-activated protein kinase kinase 1-like
Exons: 8
Coding region: 308-1387 (359 amino acids)
Biological process (GO): MAPK cascade; protein phosphorylation
Molecular function (GO): ATP binding; MAP kinase kinase activity
Source: RefSeq, a predicted model, not a curated record